UUGCCCGCAAGCGUUUCAUGUGCCUUGAAAGAAAGCUACAGGCUUCACCUAAAUUAAGGUUGGCAUAUGAUGACGUCAUAAAAGAUUAUCUAACGAAAAAUUAUAUUUCACCCGCGCCUCCGUAUGAUCCGCGUGACCCUACACCUAUUUAUAUUAUACCGCAUCACGCUGUUCUGCGCGAGGAUAAAUCGUCGACUAAGCUGCGCAUGGUUUUAGAUGCUAGCAUGCCAACUUCUGGAAGCCAGCGUUCAUUGAAUGACCUUCUGCAUGUUGGGCCGAAUUUACAAGGCAAUUUGUUUACAAUAAUUUUAGGUUUUCGUCUCCACGCGAUUGCCAUGACCGCCGAUUGCCGCCAACAAUUUCUGCAGAUAUUCGUGCGUGAGUUUGAUCGUCGUUUUCAAUGUUUUUUAUAUCGUUUCAGCCCGCAGGAUCCGCUACUUCUUUAUCAAUUUAAUCGAGUUUGCUUCGGCAUCAAGUCUAGUCCUUAUCAUGCACUGCGCACGGUAAGACAGCUCGUAGAAGAUGACGGCGCGAAAUAUCCGCUCGCGAGUAGCAUUGCGUCUUCCUCGUUGUAUAUGGAUGAUAUCGCCUUCUCUAUUCCCACGGAAUGUGAAGCAGUUUCCGCGUCGCAGCAGCUCAUCGAUUUGUUUAAGGGAGCUCAGUGGGAUCUAGUUAAAUGGAAUAGUAAUAGUAAAAAUGUGUUAGAUAAUCUUCCCGCUUCGCACAAACUUUUACCCUCCGCGGUAGAGUUUGAUAAGACCGUGCAACAUAAAUUACUUGGUCUGCAUUGGUCUACUGUUGAUGAUUGUUUUUAUUUUAAAAUUACCGCACCCGCCGAUGUGAUGUGCACUAAGCGCUCCAUCUUGUCAACUAUCGCCCGUCUGUGGGACAUAAUGGGCUUCGUUGCUCCCACAGUCGUGUAUGCCAAACUGUUAAUAAAACAACUUUGGCAACUUAAUCUUGAUUGGGAUGAUUCUCCGCCUCCACACGUUAUUAAAAUGUGGAAACAGUUCUGUGAUGAAUUACCAGCUCUUAAUGAUAUUCGCAUACCACGUCAUAUAGGUUUUACUUGUGAUUGUAUUCUCACUCUUAUGGCUUUCUCUGACGCUAGUGAACUUGCCUACGGAGCAGUCGUGUACGCUCAUGUCAGCACUGUCUCUGGUAACGUCAUUCGUCUUAUUUGUUCUAAAUCUAAAGUCGCUCCAUCUAAACCGCUAACAAUCGCUCGCUUAGAACUUUGUGGUGCACUCCUAAUGUCAAAGCUGCUUCGCACUGUCCUUGACAGUUAUUCACAACACUACAAAAUUAAUGCAUACGCAUUUACCGACUCUAAAGUCGCGCUCUAUUGGAUUAAAGGUUCGCCGCACCAGUGGCAGACGUUUGUCGCAAACCGCGUUGUGAAGAUCACAGAUAACAUCCCAUCAGAUAAUUUCUACCAUGUUUCUGGUAUUGAAAAUACCGCUGACGUUCUUUCGCGUGGCAUUACGCCACUAAAUCUCGUCUCGCACCCUCUGUGGUUCCAAGGACCCCAGUGGGCUCGUUCGGACCCAUCUGAUUGGCCUCUUAGGAGUCUCGAUGGCCUUCAACCGCUUGAAGCCUUUUAUUCGCAACAGACUAAUCCUCAUCGGACGUCUAAGCGAUACCGCCCUGGAAUAUGCACAUAA
Molecule: messenger RNA, 1664 nt
Organism: Colias croceus (clouded yellow)
Lineage: Eukaryota; Metazoa; Arthropoda; Insecta; Lepidoptera; Pieridae
Exons: 2
Coding region: 18-1664 (548 amino acids)
Source: RefSeq, a predicted model, not a curated record